AUGUCUUCAGAUCUGGCACAAGUGAAGCAUUUGCUGAACCGUCUAUUUCUCGGUCUCAACGAUGAGUAUUCGGAGAAUGAGAAACUGCUGUCGCAGGUAAAGGACUUUUGCCAAAAGAACGACCUCGAUUAUCAGGAAUUGAUCGCCAAAGAGUCUCAAGGCAUACCUGUUCGUCUGUCUCAAGAGGACAGCGAAAUAUACAAUCUGGAGAAACAAAAGCGUGCGUUACUUUCUCGACUGCAAAAAGAAGAGUAUUUCUCGUCAAAAUACGAAGCCUUUCUCGAAAAACACCGUCAGCUAGUGACGUUGCUCAAGGAUAACGUGCAGAACAAAGCCGUGUUCGACGCCGAGUACUCCAAAGUGUACAAGAACCUUGUGGACCAAAGGCUAAAACAAUUGAUUUGCUGA
Ogataea angusta is the source of this 408-nucleotide messenger RNA. RefSeq lists its product as uncharacterized. The transcript is spliced from 2 exons. Lineage: Eukaryota; Fungi; Ascomycota; Pichiomycetes; Pichiales; Pichiaceae. The record is from RefSeq and is a predicted model, not a curated record. The coding region runs from base 1 to 408 and encodes 135 amino acids.